AUGCUUUUACAAGGGCCAAUUCUGGGUGCUGCGCUUGGUACCUUGUUCCCCCUGAGUACAGUGGUGUUGAGCUCGCAUUACCGAUUCAAUCAACCCCUGGUGUCGAUGCAGAGCGGCCUCAUGGGCUUCCUCGGAGCUAUCAUCUAUGCAUUAAUUGCUAGGCAAGGGCUUGAAGUACGAGGCAAAGGUCACUUUGCGCCAGCCGCCACCGCAAGUAUCCUUUGCGGCACACUCUUGACUGCAUAUACUCUCAUUCGUCGAGUCAAGGAAAACGAACUCCCACCUAAUUCGCAAGAGUGGCACUACAACAUGAAACUGCCCAAAAGCAUCAAUAAGAUUUGGAAAGAGGAAGGCACAAUCUGGUUCAUACUCGGCUACAUGCUCAUCUUCUUCGCUCUCCUCAACUUUCCUAUAUACAUCUCUCUCGUCCUUACACAACCACCCGCCAUCACCGAUCCAAAGACUGCAGCCUUCGUCCCCAUCAUCACGCACACGACAGCCGCCAUCAGCGCAUGCAUCAGCGCCAAUCCCAUCCUUCGCACACGCCUAGGCCCGCUCAACACGUUUAUCGCAUCAUGCGUAUUCGCUGGCGCGGCUUCGCUUCUGCCAUUCUUCAUGCCAAACCUUCCCGUCGCACUGCCGUGCGGUGGCGCAUACGGCAUCAGUCUCGGCGCAAUCAUUUCUCUACACAUGAAAGUCACGACCAUCUUUCAUGGCGAGAAAGUCGUUUGGCAUCCCGACAUGCCAGUCCGAGCUGCAGUCAUGAUGGUGGUGGCGGGAUGCAGCGCCUUUGCUGGACUACUUGCUUCCGCAUUUAUCAUCGAGAAUGUGGAGGGCGGGAUGAGGAUCGUGGCGAGUAUGACGGCUGGAUGUUUGGUUGCGGGUGGGUGUCUGAUUGCUUUUGCGAGGUGGAGGAGAUGUCGGAACUUUUGGGUCGCGAUAUAG
Parastagonospora nodorum SN15 is the source of this 945-nucleotide messenger RNA. RefSeq lists its product as hypothetical. Bases 1 to 945 code for a protein of 314 amino acids. Lineage: Eukaryota; Fungi; Ascomycota; Dothideomycetes; Pleosporales; Phaeosphaeriaceae. The transcript has a single exon. The record is from RefSeq and is a predicted model, not a curated record.